AUGGCUCCAUCAUCCCCGGCGCUGCUUCUUCCGCUGCUGCUCGCCGUGGCGGCGUUAACGUUGGCGCCGCGGCCGACCUCGGCCGUGGACCCGGUGGGCACGUACUGCGCCAACAACUUCACGGGCGCGCAGACGCAGGCGAGCAUCAGCGCGGUUCUGGCCGCGCUAGUCCCGCGCGCGUCGGCCACCUACUACGCGACGGCGACAGCCGGCAGCGGCGGCUCCACGAUCUGGGGCCUGGCGCAGUGCCGCGGCGACAUCCCGUCGUCCGACUGCGCGCGCUGCCUCGCCGCGGCGGCGCGGCAGGCUGCGUCCUCGUGCCGGGGCCAGGCGGACGCACGGCUCUGGUACGACUACUGCUUCCUCCGCUACGACGACGCCGACUUCCUGGGCCUGCCGGACACAGGGUACACGCUCAUCCUCAUCAACACCAUGAACGCCACAGACCCCGUCGCGUUCGACCGCGCCGAGGAGGCUGGCGACCCCGCGAGCGCCGGGCUUGCCAGGGAGACGGCGAGGUUUGGUGGGUCGGAGGAGGGGACCACCAUCUACGGGCUCGGGUGGUGCACCAGGGACAUCACCGCCGCCGACUGCGGCCUCUGCGUGGCGCAGGCGGUGGCGGAGCUCCCCAACUACUGCCGCUUCCGGAGGGGAUGCCGCGUGCUCUAUAGCAGCUGCAUGGCGCGCUAUGAGACCUACCCCUUCUUCUUCCGGGUCACCAGCGCCGACGCGGCUGACGCCUCCUCCUCCCACGCCGGCGAGUACGAGACUGUCAUCUUGAACCACAAAUAG
Molecule: messenger RNA, 792 nt
Organism: Miscanthus lutarioriparius
Lineage: Eukaryota; Viridiplantae; Streptophyta; Magnoliopsida; Poales; Poaceae
Source: the annotation of a GenBank genome assembly